Molecule: messenger RNA, 642 nt
Organism: Radiomyces spectabilis
Lineage: Eukaryota; Fungi; Mucoromycota; Mucoromycetes; Mucorales; Radiomycetaceae
Exons: 2
Source: RefSeq, a predicted model, not a curated record
AUGAGCAUCCAGUUCCUGUACGAAGAUGGAAAAGGCACUGUGGUUGACGAGGAAGGCCAGCCACAGCCAAUGGAGGCAGUGAUUGACGAUGAGCAGCAAGAACUGAGUCCCUCCCCAGAAGCAUCUGUCACGACCAGUGGCAGUGGACAAGCCAAUGGCGAUGAUGCGGACGACGACGAUGAUACCAAUACGGAUGGGAACAAAGGGUCAAGAACCAAGCGUCGCUAUACACUUUACGAGAACCAGGAUAAAGUCAAAUUCUUCAAGUUGAUCUUUGAAAAGUCGCUGAGUGCUUCUGCGGCGGCCAAACAAUUGGGCGUGCACGUUCGAACCGCUCAACGGUGGGCGAAUCAAUACGAAAAGGACCGUGACAAGGUGUUUAAAAAACGAAGAAAGACCGGCCGUCCUCGUUUACUCAAUGACGAACAUCGAAAGGCGAUUGUGGAAUUCGUUGAAAACCAUCCGUCCGUCUCUUUAGACCAAGUAUUGGAUCAAUUAAAACAAUCGUUUCCGGAUCUCAAAGUGUCGAAAAGUACGGUGUAUGAUUUCAUUCGAAAUCGGUGCAAUUUGUCGCUCAAAAGGGCCCGCAUUCAGCCCGCGGAUAAGGAUAAUGAAGAAAAGCUUCGAGAACGACUGGAAUGG